AUGGACGAGGAUGACGAGGGAAAUGAGUCAUUUGAGAUCAAUGAUCAGGAUUUGGAAUAUGCGAUGAAUCCGGGACGACGACAUUUUCAGUCAAAGGAACAGGCUACUUAUGGUGGGGUGAGGGCGAUAUUUGAUAGAUUUUGCAGAAAUAGAAUAUAGUGUAGUUGCGCAGGGGUCAGAAAUAUUGGGAAUUUGUGAAAUGUUUGAGAUUUUCAGGAAUUUGGUCGACUCGCGAUGAAAGUGAUGAAGAUGAACGAAGUUCCAAGGGACCAGUGAAGUAAGUAUGAAGAAAAGCUUGGUUUGUUGUGAAAAAUUGUUCGGAAAGCUGUGAAUUCAAAGUUUUUAUUCGCAAAUCUUGAAAAAUGAUGUGUUUUUGUGUGAAUGUGCUGAAAAUCGCUGAAAAUAGCGCUAGGGGCUUUUAGGUUGCCUGAAAAUCGAAUUUUUAGAUGGAAAAUGACGUGAAUUGUAAUUUUCCAGCUGAAAUUUGAUUUUCAGACAAAUUAAAAGGUUCUAGCGCUAUUUUCACCGGUUUUCAGCAUACUUAGACGAAAAUACAUCAUUUUUCAAGAUUUUUGAAUGGAAACCGUGGGUUUCUAUGACGUGGCAUUCUUGUGCUGCAGGUUUGCCACGUCAUAGCAAUCCGCUCAAACCUCCAAGUCCUAUUCUGAAAUAUCUGAUAAAAAUCUGAAAACUGGAGAAAAUUCCAGCAUUUUUCAGAUUUUUAUUGGAAUUUCAGCAGAGAUGCGGAAGCUAUGCCCAAAAUUCGAGCGGAGCGAGUGUAAACCGCAAGCUUCCGCUUUAGCGGCCACGUGGGAACUGUACUGAUAGUAAACCACGUGGCCGCUAAAGCGGAAGAUAGUGCCGCUUACGCGGAAGCUUGCGGUUUACACUCGCUCCGCUCGAAAACCCUUUUCAAGUCCCAUUCUGAAAUAUCUGAUAAAAAUCUGAAAACUGAAAUUUUCAGCACGAAUUUUGGGACGAUUCAGUAACUAUAAACUAGUUUCUCAGAAACUAGUUUAUAUUCUGAAUCGUCCCUUAAUUUGUGCUGAAAUUCCAGCAUUUUUCAGAUUUUUAUUGGAAUUUCAGCAGAGAUGCGGAAGCUAUGCCCAAAUUUUGAAUUUUUCCGAGCGGAGCGAGUGUAUACCGCAAGCUUCCGCGCAGCGGCACUAUCUUCCGCUUUAGCGGCCAGGUGGUUUACUAUCCGUACAGUUUCCACGUGGCCGCUAAAGCGGAAGAUAGUGCGGAGGCUUGCGGUUUACACUCGCUCCGCUCGAAUACCCCUUCCAUGUGAUUUUCUGAAAUAUCUGAUAAAAAUCUGAAAACUGGAAUUUUCAGCACAAAUUAUAGGAAAAUUCAGUAACUAUAAUUUAGUUUCUGAAUCGUCCCAUAAUUUGUGCUGAAAUUCCAGCAUUUCUCAGAUUUUUAUUGGAAUUUCAGCAGAGAUGCGGAAGCUAUGCCCAAAUUUUGAAUUUUUUUCGAGCGGAGCGAGUGUAGGCAAAGUUAUUCUAACUUCUUUGGCCGAUGAAAAUUUUGAAUUUUUUCAGCAAACGUGGAAAAUACACGGCUCCCGUUGGAUUCGUGAGUGGCGGAAUUCAACAAGGCUCCUCAAAAAAACCCGAUAAAAAUGAUCCGGAUACCGUAUCCCAAGCCACUUAUUCCUCAUCAAAAACAUCAGAAGACGGUGCAAUUCAAAUCGAUUUCGGAAAACGCGCAAAACCCAAAGAAAGCGGAAGAAACGGCGCGGAAGUGUUUGCGGGAAUGCGGAGUUCCGCGACAAAAGGAACUAUAGAUCCGAAUAAAUAUUGCGAUUGGUUGAAACAUGGAAAAGGAAGUGUUGUGAUGAAAAUGAUGGAAAGUAUGGGAUAUAAACAAGGAGAAGGAUUGGGUGCGGAAGGACAGGGAAUUGUUGAGCCAGUGCAGGCGGCAUUGCGGAAAGGACGCGGAGCUGUUGGAGCAUAUGGAAAAGAGAUGACGGGCCCGAAAUUUGGAGAAUCCGCAGCUGAUGCGCAAAAACGCUUGGCUUCUGGAGGUUCUGUAGGGAAAUUCGAGGAAGAUGAUCAAGAGAAACCAGAGAAAAUAUCGAUUAAAGGAGGAUGGAAGAAAUCGCAGAGGGUUCAAACUAGAUACAAAACAAUGGAAGAUGUGAUGGAGGAGAAAAUGGGAGGAAAUGGAGGUUCUGCGAAAAUAUCGAGGGAACACGCGCAGACUAAAGUUAUUGAUAUGACUGGACCACAGCAGAGGGUUUAUUCGGGUAUGUCUAGAGAUUUUGGGGAUUUUUGGAAGAAAAAUGUGGAAAAAUCGGGGAUUUUUCACUCUAGAUGUGGAAAUUUGCAUGAAAAUCGCCGAUUUUUGACUAGAAAAUCGAAAAAUUCCGGAAAAAUUGUUGAUUUUUGACGAAAAACGUGAAAAAUUGAAUAUUCCCUUGAUUCCUUGGGUUUCUAGGCCAUGACAAAAUUUACAUGAAAAAUUCUGGGAAAAUUGGUUUUCUAGGCCUCGGACUAGCUUUUAUUUUGUAAAUUUUGGUUUUCUAGGCCGGGACCUAGAUUUUUCGAUCAAAUCGAUGAAAACUUGGUAUUUUAGGCCACGGACGAGUUUUCAAUGACCAAAAACCAUGAAAUUUUGGUUUUCUAGUCCGCGGAAAAAUCUUCAUGACCUAGAAAUCAAAAAAAUUGGGUUUCUAGGCCAUGAGUUGAUUUUGGACACAAUCAGAAGUCUAAAUUACAUUUUUUCACAAAAAUUUAUAUUUAUUUUUGAUUAGAAAUCGAUUUUUGAGCUGAAAAUCAUCAAUAAAUAUGGAUUUUGAGCAAAAAUAUACUAAAAACAGCAAAUGCGCUCUAUUGAACUCUCCCCGUUUUCAAGGAAAAUUCAAUUUUUCAUUUUUUUUUUCGAAAAUGAAUUUUUGAGCAAUUUUUCCUGGAAAUCAUGAUUUUUGAGCUGAAAAUCAAAGAAAAUGAUGAAUUUGAGCCAAAAUUGACUGAAAAUAGCAAAUGCACUCUAUUGAACUUUCCCCGUUUUCAAAGAAAAUUCAAAUUUCUCUUUUUUUUUGCAGGUUAUGAUUCAUUUUCAAUGAAAACCAAAUCCGAAUAUGAAUUAGAAGAUGAUGAAAAACGAGAAGUAUUUGAUGUUCCUGAAUUAAUUCAUAAUUUGAAUUUAUUAGUUGAUUUGACUGAAGAAUCUAUAAGAAGAAAAAAUCAACAAAUAAUAUCAAUAAAAGAUCAAACAACAGCAUUGGAAUAUGAUCGAAAACAGAUCAAAAAUGCAUUGGAAAAUGAGGAAAAUGAACAGAAGAAAAUUGAGAAUGUUUAUAGUUUGAUCAAUGGAUUUGCAGCUGGAAAUAAUGCUGGAAUGAAUGAAUGCCAAGAAUUAAUGAGAAAAUUGAGAAACGAAUAUCCGAAUGAAUAUCGGAUUUAUAGCCUGGAAUCUGUGGCAAUUCCUGUGGUUUUACCUUUGGUGGGUGAUUUUUUAUGGAUUUUGAGCUGAAAAUGGUGAAAAAAUGAUGAAUUUUGACCCAAAAAUAGCAAAUGCGCUCCAUUGAACACUCCCCGUUUUUCUGAAAAAUUCAAAUUUUCUUUUUUUUUUCACUGAUGAAUUUUGAGCCGAAAUAGACUGAAAAUAGCAAAUUUUCGACUAGGAAUCGAUUUUUUGAUGUAUAUAUUGAGCUGAAAUUCAUAAAAAUGAUUGAUUUAAACCCAAAAUUGACGGGAAAUAACAAACGCGCUCUAUUGAACUCUGCUCACAUUUUUGAAAAUUCAAAUCUGAUCAAUUUUUGACCCAGAAAACGAAUUUUUUGCUGAAAAUCAUGAAAAAUCAUGAUUUUUGACCGAAAAUUGACGAAAAAUAGCAAAUGCGCUCUAUUGAACUCACCCCGUUUACAAGGAAAAUUCAGAUUUUCAUUUUUUUUUUCUUCAGCUUCAAAAAUUCUUCGAAAAUUGGCGUCCUUUGGAUCCGGAACAUGUAAUUUAUGGUGUUGAAUUGAUGAGAGAAUGGAAUGAGAUUUUGACAGGAGGAGAAUCGAUGAAAUCCACUUUUGGAAUGAAUAAAAGUAGUUUUGGUAAGUGGAUUUUGGGAUUUUUGAGGGGAAAAUCGAAACAAUCUUCAAAAUUAGGUCCAGAAAGUUCCCCUAACUUCAAAAUUUCCUCAAAAAAUUUUUUUUUCAGACGAAAUCCCAGCAUAUGAUCGAUUAAUUUGGGAAGGUUGGCUACCUUCUCUUCGAAAAUCAACACUUUCCUGGGAUCCGCGAGAUGAAAUGGAAGAAAUGAUGAAUUUAAUCGAAACUUGGAUUCCUUUAUUACCAAAUUGGAUAAAAGAGAAUAUUUUGGAACAAUUAAUUAUACCUCGAAUAAAUGAACGAGUUAAUAAUUGGGAUCCAACAAAAGAUCCAAUUCCAAUACAUUCUUGGCUUAUUCCAUGGUUGGUUAUAUUAGGUGAUCGAAUACAAAUUGUUAUGCCACCAAUUCGACAAAAAUUACAAAAAGCGCUGAAGUUAUGGGAUCCGAAAGAUCGAAGUGCAAUGGGUAUUUUAAGGUAAAUAAUUAAUGGGAAAUUAACUAAAAUGAACAAAUGCGCUCUAUCGAACACUAGAAAUCGAUUUCUGAGCUAUAAAUCAUGAAAAAUGAAGAAUUUUGAGCGAAAAAUAGCAAAUGCGCUCCAUUGAACUAUCCCCGUUUUCGGGAAAAAUUCAAAUUUUCAUUUUUUUUUCUUGAUGAAUUUUGAGCAAUUUUUGCUGGAAAUCAUGAUUUUGAGCUAUAAAUCAUCAAGAAUUAUUGGAUUUGAGCCAAAAUUGGCUAAAACUAGCAAAUGUGCUCCAUCGAACACUCCCAGUUUGUAGGAAAAAAUCAAUUUUUGAGCUAAAAUCAUGAAAAUUAAAGAAUUUUGAGCGAAAAAUAGCAAAUUCGCUCUAUUGAACUCUCCCCGUUUCUGCGAAAAAUUCAAAUUUUCAUUUUUUUUUUCCUGAUGAAUUUUGAGCUGAAAAUAUUAAUUUUGAUGAAAAAAUGGCCUAAAAUUAUACAAAAAUCAAGUUUUUUCAGACCGUGGAAAGAUGUUUGGUCGACGGGAACAUUUUCCGCUUUUUUGGCACAAAAUAUUGUACCGAAAUUGGCGAAAUCGUUGGAAGAAAUGGAGCUGAAUCCAAAGAUUGAAUCCAGAAUAUGAAGAAUGGAAGGCGGUGAUGGAUUGGAUGGAAUUUAUUCAACCACCAGAUCCUAUUGUUAAUAUUGUCGUGAAACACUUCUUUCCAAGGGUUGGUGCGGGGUUUUGGGAGCGAAAUUUGAGAAUUUUCAUGAAAAUCUUGAUUUUAGGCUUGAAAAUGGGGCUUUUUGGGGUAUUUUGGACCAAAAAUUAAAGAUUUUUGUCGUUUUUAACACCAGAAAAUGUAAAAUUCGCGAUUUAUUGAGGCGGGGACUAGAAAACCAAUUUUGGAAAACCUAGUCCCCGACUUCAAAUCGCAAAAUAUUGAUUGAAAACUUGUGAGCUUGCGGAAAAACGAAUUCAAACCAAAAUUGUCGAGUUUCUUUGAAAAACUGGUCGAAAACCUUGAUUUUUAUCAUUUUUCAAUUGAAAAUUGCUUCAAAUCUGGUUUGUUUUCUGAAAAUGCUGAAAAUCACUUCUGAUGCAGUAGAUUUUGAAAAAUUCGUACAUUUUUCGAAAAAAAAAUAAAAAAAAUAUUUUUAUUGAAAAAUUUGAAUUUCUAUUUUUAGCGCCAAUAAUAGGCGUGGCCGAGUUUAGCUAAAAACUAGGCCACGCUGAUUUUCGCCGCCAAAUAUUAGAAAUUCAAAUUUUUUCCCGGAAAAAACGUGGAUUUUUGGCGCCAAAUUCGAAAAUUUUCCAAUUUUUUGCAGUUUAUCGAAGUAUUGUGUCGUUGGCUGGAUUCACCAAAUGCAAAUAUAGGCGAAGUGAAAAUGUGGUAUUCAGAAUGGAAAAAUCGAAUUCCCCCAAAAAUUGCGCAAUUCCCUACAGUAACCGAUUGGUUGAAAAGAUCACUGAUUUGUAUUGGAAAAUCGAUGCAAGGCGAGCGGGUUUCGAAUUUGCCGCUUCCGCUUCCGCUUCCGCAACAGCCGCAAAUGGCACCAAAUUUCGCGCCAAGGCCGCAAGUUCAACAAAUAUCAUUGAAAGAUGCGAUUGAAAUGACUGCUGCGCGGAAUGGAUUCACUUAUCAUCCGCAAAAGGAUCGAUUUAAGGAUGGAAGACAGGUAAGGAUGGUUUUUGACUGAAAAUUUGAGCUCAGGCUGAAAUUUGGGGCUUUUUGAUAGGAAAUUCGAGAUUUUUGGGGAAAUUCUGAUAUGAGCAAUGCCAGAUUUUCAGAGAUUUUGAUGAAAAAUGAGUUUUUUUUAAUUUUUAAAGAAAAUUUGAAUUUGUGAGACAAUUUCCAAGAAUUUUGUAAGUUUUCACAUCAAAAAUCUACGUGGCAAGUGCAAAAAUAUGAAAAUUUCAAAUUUUACACCAUUUUGUAGCUCAAAAAUCCCCAAAUCUCACGAUUUCCUCAAAGUUCACCUAAAAAUGUGAUUUUUGGCUGAAAAUUUGAGCUCAGGCUGAAAUUUGGGGUAUUUUGAUAGGAAAUUCGAAAUUUAUGGUGAAAUUAUGAUAUGAGCAAUGCUUUUGCGAUGGAAAAUUUGAAAUUUAACAUGAGUAAUCUUGUUUAUUUGAAAUCUAACAUGAGCAAUGCCAGAUUUUCAAAGGCUUUGAUGAAAAGUUCGAAUUUCUAGAGAAAAUUUGAAGAAUGUUUACGUCAAAAUUUAAUCCACGUGGGAAAAAUUGAAUUUCGCAGCAAAAAUAUGAAAAUUCAAAUUUUACACCAUUCUGAAGCUUAAAAAUCCUCAAAUCUCACAAUUUUCUCAAAAUUUGACCUGAAAAUAUGAUUUUUGGCUGAAAAUUUGAGCUCAGACUGAAAUUUAGGGUGUUUUGAUGGUAAAUUCAAGAUUUUUGGUGAAAUUCUGAUAUGAGCAAUGCUAAAAAAUUUGAAGUUUAACAUGAGCAAUCUUUUUUGUUCCAAUUCUAACAUGAGCAAUACAAAAAAAAGUGUUUUACACCAUUUUGAAGCUCAAAAAUCCCCAAAUCUGAUUUUUGGCUGAAAAUUGAGCUUUUUCCCAUGAAAAUUCAAAUUUCAGGCCAUUUUCAGACCUAAAAUCCCCAAAUCUCACAAUUUUCUCAAAAUUUGACCUAAAAAUAUGAUUUCUGGCUGAAAUUCAAGCUUUUCCUAUUGAAAUUUCAAAUUUCAGACCUAAAAUCCCCCAAUUUUUUGCAGGUUUAUUGGUUCGGAACAGUUUCAAUGUACAUCGAUUCAGGAAUGGUUUUUGUGAUGGACCCGAAGGAAUUUGUUUGGAGACCAACUGGAUUAGAUGAACUUAUUCGAUUGGCUGGCGGAUAA
Caenorhabditis angaria is the source of this 7363-nucleotide messenger RNA. NCBI's taxonomy places the organism in Eukaryota, Metazoa, Nematoda, Chromadorea, Rhabditida, Rhabditidae. The record is from the annotation of a GenBank genome assembly.